CAAGUCUUCUGGUCCUUAUAAAUAACUUAGAGCCAUAAUAUAGAUCACAUAAACUCAUGAGGAAGUCUAAGGCGACAUUAUGGAUGUUAUGUCUCAGUGCCAUGGGAGCUUGAUAGCCUUCGAAGGGCCUCAAGAUGCUAUAUCAACCCAGCUCCGACUGCUUCCGAGCUCACCUAAUAUCUUGAUCAUCCCACCACUCCAGCAAUUCAUGAAGGAAGAGGACCCGGAAACACCCUUCCAUGCCCAGUCGCAUAUUCUAGCGGUACACAACGCAUGUAGUGACAGAGCCGAAGUAGCACGGUCGUUCUUACAAAACUCUACACCAAGGAAUAAGCGACUAGUCUUCAUGAACGGGGGUACGGCGAGUGCCCAGAUGGAAUGCAUUUCCGACAUCAGCAAGCACUUGACAGACGGGGAUUUUUCCAAAGCCGAACGUAUCUUCAACAGGCUUGUUAGAAACGGAGCCUCUGGACUACAGAGUCGUUAUACAACCAAUGUAGACAUUGAGACGUCGCAAAUAAUCCUUGCCAGACCGCAGCCGAGCGACCAAGAUGGAGAGAUAACUAGCGAUCCGGUAUCCGAGGCUAUGAGAGCUGCUGAUGCACUCGACUUACAGACUGCCUCCUUGCAACCAAACAAUGAUAUUGAUCUAACGAAUACAACCCGGUCCCGAAGCACGAGUGUACCAACUUAUCGGGUGGUCGACGACUUCCAAAACGCAACCCCUUUCUAUGUCUUCGGGGCUCGCAAAUGGCAGGGGAGGAAUACUCGCGACUCGGACUCCCCCCAGACUCCUCGUCGCAGCCAUACUACUGCGGACUUACGAAAGACUACUAAACGGGUCCUGGAGCCGGCCGGGUCGCGAAUGAAUGAACUGGAUAACCAACCAGGAUCUCCAGAUAGUCCGGAAGAGGAGCGUCCUAAAAGUAAACUGUCCCCUGCGAGUUUGGACUUGAGUAGUCCGCGAUCUUUCAAGCUUGAGUCGACGCUAAACACACCAUCGAUAUGUGAAGCAUUUGCCGUCCAAGUUCGGCCUUCUGCCACGACCGCUUCCCAUAAGAAGAUCAGGCCUGUUGAUCGGAUCUACUCCAGCGCCAUACGCAACCAAGACAUUCUACUAUGCAGUUUUCCGGAGCCGCCUCGGUCGAGACCGCAAAGUCUAGAUGUAAGUCUAGGGGUCCGUCAGGACAAGUUAACGCCUCGAUCCAAGUUCGCGACCGAAAUUCCGAGACCUACUUUCAGCACACCGAAGAGGUCUAUAGUUAGACGUAACCCUCCUUCUCCUCUGAGGCUUCAGAAAGCACCGCUACGGCCGGCGACUUACGUCGACCGCGGUACAAAUCCAAGGAAUAGCUAUGUGGAUAGGGGUACGAUUACGGAGUCGGAACCAUCCGGUGGGAUUUCCAAGUCUGAUAUGAGGGAUUCCGUAUCUCUCUAUAUCGAAACUCCUGCUGAAGCCGACCCCCAUGAGACAUACGAGCCAAUUUUACCCAUGGUCGAAAACCUGGUAAUAUUCUUCAAGUCUGGGAAGAAUGAUCCUCGGCUGGAGGCAACGAUUCAAUCCUUCCGAGAGGGUAAAUACCCCAUAUAUAAAUCGCCGUCGGAACCUGAAGCAAAAAGGACUAGUCAUCAAUCAAGCCCUUCAAGCGAACAAGAUCCAGAGUCUGUGGUCCCUGACAAUAAGAGACAUAGUUGCGCCAAACAUGAAGUGGUACCGGCUUGUCACAUAGACUCCGAUGACUAUGACCCCUUCGCGUACGAGAAAUACCCCCAUCCAUCCCGGCCCUGGCCCUUCAAGCCAGACUCAAAUAACCACAGACCUUCCACUCCACCGACACCCGCCCAGACGCCACCCCUAGCCAUAGAAAAACUAGAGAGACGCUUCCACGACUUCACAACAACGGACUGCCGGACAGCAGUGUGCAUGCAGAACUCGCUCCGUUCCAUCCUCAACAUCUACUUCCCGCCCGAGGACGCCGGCUACCACCAAUUCAACUUCCCGCUGCUCCCCGAGCUCAGCAGCCUCUGGAAGCCGGUCUUCCGGGAAGCCGACUCGGACACGGCCGUGCAGCGGAAGCGGAAAGUCGAUCUCAUCCUUGGGAUCGGGGCGCAGCAGGGCGUUGAUAGGGAGUUCCUCGGGGCGAUUAGCGGUUCUUUGGAGAAGCUAGGUACGAAGCCGAACGGUGUUAGUCGGAGCGGGAGGUUGGAUUUGAGGUUCCUCAUCGCAAACGCCAUGCAAGCCUUCACCGCACAACCCCUAACCAACCAGACCCAGGACAACCCCUUUUCCAACCCCCUCCUCCUGGCCACGCUGAUCAUCCCCCACCUCGAGACGUACAUGGCCGCGCACUCCGCAACACGCUUCCUCCUCCUCGAGUACCCCCCCGAGCACCUAUCCACCGUGCUAGCCCUCCAGCGCUUAGUCGGCGUCGACCUGCUCAAAGUCGCCGGGAUCCUGUACUCGGGAGACGCCUCGCCGCAGCCGUACCCGGGCUUCAAAGUGCCGCCGCGCACGGCGACGCACCCGCGCACCGGCUCCGGGCCCGGCAUCCUGCGCAGCACCACGCGCUCCGGGGCCACGCUUCUGGCGCCGACGCGCUCCAAGCACCACCGCCGCCGCGAGACGCCGCCGCCGUUCGCCAAGGCCAAUUUCCUGCUGACGUCGUCGGCGAACGAGUCCGAGAUCGCCACGCUGAUCUCGACCAUCUGGAAGAUCCUGAUUGACAUCUCGCCGUUUUACAUCCCGGAGGGCAUGGCGUCGACGAGGGCCUCGACGCACGGCGAGCGGGAUGCGAAGAGCGAGACGCAUGGCCAGGGGAGGCCGCUGGCUCAGACGCCGUUGAUAAAUGCCUCGCGGCAGCCUGCUUCGUUGACUGGUGCCUCGGCGAUCAUGGGAUUCCGGCGGCAGGGUGUUGGCGACGAUGAUGCCCCGGCGGAGUACAACUCAGGCAUCGUAUACACCGACACCAACCCGCCCCCUCUACCACCUAAGCACCGUCCUUCUCCAUCAACCCCAACCCCAACCCCCACCCCAACCCCGACCUCAUCCCAAUCCCCAUCCCCACCCUCACCACCUUCCAUCCCUCCGCCCUCCCUCCAAGCCCCUCUCCCCCAACCCAAGCCCGUCAAAUCCUCCAAAAGCUCCGUAACUUCCACCCGGACCACCCGUAGCCAGCGGAACAAGCUGCGGAGUAUCCUGGGGCGGGAGCCGGACGGGGACGAGGUAUGGGAAUGGGAGUCCUGCUGGGACGAAGAGGACGCGCGGCUCGCGGCCGAGGCCCGCAAGUACAUGCCGCUGUAUGGGCGGCGGAGCGGGCCGCGCAAGGGGAGCAGUCGGAAGGCGUUGAAGUGGCUCGGGUUAGCUACAUAAAGGGCUCCCCCCCCUUUCUUCUUUGUUUUCUCUUGGCUUGGUGCCGGGAUAGUUCUUUCGGUUCGGUUCUAUACAUCUACAGUUCUCAGGUUUGGGUUUUUGUACGCUGGGAAGGGAGG
Messenger RNA from Daldinia decipiens, 3489 nucleotides. RefSeq lists its product as uncharacterized. The coding region runs from base 80 to 3370 and encodes 1096 amino acids. The record is from RefSeq and is a predicted model, not a curated record. Lineage: Eukaryota; Fungi; Ascomycota; Sordariomycetes; Xylariales; Hypoxylaceae. The transcript has 2 exons.